UCGGCGUCCUCCGUCUCCUGGCAUUCACGUCUCUCUCUCGGGGCUCCACCCCACCGCGGGAACCCCUCACUCGGAGAUGGCCGCACUGAUGCGGGGCAAGGAUUCAUCCCGAUGCUUACUCCUACUGGCCGCGGUGCUGAUGGUGGAGAGCUCACAGCUAGGCAGCUCGCGGGCCAAACUCAACUCCAUCAAGUCUUCUCUGGGAGGAGAGGCCCCUGCUCAGGCUGCCAAUCGAUCUGCGGGCAUGAACCAAGGUCUGGCUUUCGGCGGCAGUAAGAAGGGCAAAAGCCUGGGGCAGGCCUACCCUUGCAGUAGUGAUAAGGAAUGCGAAGUUGGACGAUACUGCCACAGUCCCCACCAAGGAUCAUCAGCCUGCAUGGUGUGUCGGAGGAAAAAGAAGCGAUGCCAUAGAGAUGGCAUGUGUUGCCCUGGUACCCGAUGCAAUAAUGGCAUCUGCAUCCCAGUCACUGAGAGCAUCCUGACCCCUCAUAUUCCAGCUCUGGAUGGCACUCGGCAUAGAGAUCGGAACCAUGGUCACUAUUCCAACCAUGACCUGGGAUGGCAGAAUCUAGGAAGGCCACACACUAAGAUGUCUCAUAUAAAAGGACACGAAGGAGACCCCUGUCUGCGAUCAUCAGACUGCAUUGAUGGAUUUUGCUGUGCUCGCCACUUCUGGACCAAAAUCUGCAAACCAGUACUCCAUCAGGGGGAAGUCUGCACCAAACAACGCAAGAAGGGUUCUCAUGGGCUGGAGAUUUUCCAGAGGUGUGACUGUGCAAAGGGCCUGUCCUGCAAAGUGUGGAAAGAUGCUACCUACUCCUCCAAAGCCAGACUCCACGUGUGCCAGAAGAUCUGACAAACACUGGGAGAGUUACCACUAGCAGACUGUGAAUUUGUGUAUUUAAUGCAUUAUGGCAUGAUGGAAAAUCCAGUUUGGAAUGCAGGAGGACAAGGGAUGUGGUAAGAAUUUGGAGCAUGAGAGAGAAGUG
Phodopus roborovskii (desert hamster) is the source of this 989-nucleotide messenger RNA. It is a transcript of the gene Dkk2, whose product is annotated as dickkopf WNT signaling pathway inhibitor 2. The transcript is spliced from 4 exons. Gene Ontology annotation, molecular function: receptor antagonist activity; co-receptor binding. The record is from RefSeq and is a predicted model, not a curated record. NCBI's taxonomy places the organism in Eukaryota, Metazoa, Chordata, Mammalia, Rodentia, Cricetidae. Gene Ontology annotation, cellular component: extracellular region. Gene Ontology annotation, biological process: multicellular organism development; negative regulation of canonical Wnt signaling pathway. The coding region runs from base 77 to 856 and encodes 259 amino acids.